GCCCACCCUCCCGUCCCCCCGACGGGCUGUCCAAACCAAACACCCGUCCUCUCCCGGGGGAGCUGCGCACGGACUCGGAGAAGCGCUUCCUGGCGGAGAGCGGGCUGAGCUGGUUCAGCGAGUCGGAGGAGAAGGCCCCCCGGAAGCUGGACUACGACAGCGGCAGCCUGAAGAUGGAGUCGGGCGGCUCCAAGUGGCGCAGGGAGCGGGCCGAGAGCGGCGGCGGCGACGAGGCGGCCAAGGUCACGGAGCUGAAGAAGCCCAUCAGCCUGGGCCACGCUGGGUCCCUGAAGAAGGGCAAGACCCCGCCCGUGGCUGUUACCUCCCCCAUCACCCACACGGCCCAGAGCGCCCUCAAGGUGGCGGGCAAACCGGAAGGCAAGGCGGCGGACAAGGCCAAGCUGGCCGUGAGGAACACGGGCCUGCAGCGCUCCUCCUCGGACGCGGGCCGGGACCGCCUGGCCGACGCCAAGAAGCCGCCCUCGGGCAUCGCCCGGCCCUCCGCCUCAGGCUCUUUCGGCUACAAGAAGCCUCCGCCCGCCACGGGCACGGCCACGGUCAUGCAGACGGGCGGCUCCGCCACGCUUGGCAAGAUCCAGAAGUCCUCGGGUAUCCCCGUGAAGCCCGUGGGCGGCCGCAGACCAGCUUGGACGUGUCCAACGGCCCCGAGCCCUGGCUUCCUGGCGCCCGGCGCCCGGUCUGCCAUCCAGUACCGCAGCCUGCCCCGGCCGGCCAAGUCCAGCGCCAUGAGCGUGACCGGGGGCCGGGCCGGGCCGCGCCCCGUCAGCAGCAGCAUCGACCCCAGCCUGCUCAGCGCCAAGCAGCCGGGCCUCGUGCCCUCCCGCCUGAAGGAGCCGACCAAGGUGGCCGGCGGGCGGGCCGUGCCGGCCCCUGUCAACCAGACCGACCGGGAGAAGGAGAAGGCCAAGGCCAAGGCCGUGGCCCUGGACCCAGACAGCAUCUCCCUGAAGAGCAUCGGCUCCCCGGAGACGACGCCCAAGAACCAGGCCAGCCUCCCGCCGGCCGCCAAGCUGGCCGAGCUGCCGCCCACCCCCGUCAGGGCCGCGGUGAAGAGCUUUGUCAAGCCGCCCUCGCUGGCCAACCUCGACAAGGUCAACUCCAACAGCCUGGACCUGCCCCCGCCGGCCGGCGACGCCCUCGCCCCGAAGCUCCCGGAGCUGCACGCGGCCAGCGCGGCCACCGGGGGCCCCCUCACGUCCUGCUUCACCCCCAGCCCGGCCCCCAUCCUCAACAUCAACUCCGCCAGCUUCUCCCAGGGCCUGGAGCUCAUGAGCGCCUUCAGCGUCCCCAAGGAGCCCCGCAUGUACCCCAAACUCUCCGGCCUGCACAGGAGCAUGGAGUCCCUCCAGAUGCCCAUGAGCCUGCCCGGCGCCUUCGCCAGCAGCGCCCCCAGCCCCGCCCCGGCCGUGCCCCCGGCCGCGCCCCCGGAGGAGGAGGAGGCGGAGGAGCUGGCCUGGAGCGGGAGCCCCCGCGCCGGGCAGGUGGACAGUGGCCAGCGGGAUCGGAACACGCUGCCCAAGAAGGGGCUCAGGUACCAGCUCCAGUCCCAGGAGGAGCCCAAGGAGAGGAGACACUCACACACCAUCGCGGGGCUGCCCGAGCCCGAGGACCAGGCCGAGCUGCCGUCGCCUCCCGCGCUGCCCCUGUCCCUCAGCGCCAAGGGCCAGCUCACCAACGUCGGUCAGUGUCGCAGCCUCGAGCCCGGCACGGGGUUGGGGAGGGGUCCGAUCGCCGUGAGGUGCCUGAGUCUAUUCACCCAAAAUGAGCCGGAGACAAAGUCUUUCAGAUCCCGACCGGCAGGCUGCCCCCGGGGAGGCGCUGUGCAUCCUCGUAGCUUCGGGGUCUGAACGAAGGCAGGGGAAGCCGCAGACCCCGGUGUGGCGGCCACUCCCAGGGCGGAGCCCAUGCCCAGGUGUCCUCACUGGGCUGUGGG
Molecule: messenger RNA, 1954 nt
Organism: Myotis lucifugus (little brown bat)
Lineage: Eukaryota; Metazoa; Chordata; Mammalia; Chiroptera; Vespertilionidae
Product: neuron navigator 1-like
Biological process (GO): nervous system development; microtubule bundle formation; neurogenesis
Cellular component (GO): axon initial segment; microtubule cytoskeleton
Source: RefSeq, a predicted model, not a curated record